GCGUCUUAGUAGCCGAGCUCUCGUAAGUCAUUGUCAAACCGGCGAGAAGAAUAAUCGAAAAUGGCAAAAGUCGGCAUUAACGGAUUCGGACGAAUCGGACGCAUAGUGUUACGAGUUUCCCUCGAAAGAGGAGCGACGGUUGUGGCCAUCAAUGAUCCCUUCCUGAAUCCCGAAUACAUGGUUUACCUUUUCAAACACGAUUCAACUCACGGCAAAUUCCAGGGUUGCGUCAGCACCGACGGCAAAAACCUCUUUGUCAACGGUACGCAGAUAUGGGUGUUCACAGAGCGGGACCCGAAACUAAUCCCUUGGGGUAAAGUUGGGGCCGAUUACGUGGUCGAGUCAACUGGAGUAUUCACGUCGAUAGAGAAAGCGUCUCAACACCUAGACGGCGGUGCCAAGAAGGUGAUUAUCUCCGCACCGUCACCAGACGCACCGAUUUACGUGGUGGGAGUGAACCAGCACAAAUAUAACCCGUCGGAAAACGUAGUUUCCAAUGCGUCCUGCACCACCAAUUGUUUGGCACCGCUGGCCAAAAUUAUCCACGACAAUUUCGAAAUAGUGGAAGGUUUGAUGACCACCGUUCACGCCACUACCGCCACUCAAAAAACGGUGGACGGUCCCUCGGGGAAGUUGUGGAGGGAUGGUCGCGGAGCAGGGCAGAAUAUCAUUCCUGCGACCACCGGCGCUGCCAAGGCCGUCACCAAAGCUAUCCCAGAGUUGGAAGGGAAACUAACCGGAAUGGCGUUCCGGGUGCCGGUACCGAAUGUUUCGGUUGUGGACUUGACCGCGAGACUCGGCAAAUCUGCCAGCAUGGAACAAAUCAAAGCCAAGAUAAAGGAAGCGUCCGAAACAUAUAUGAAGGGAGUGGUUGGGUAUACAGAGGAGGAGAUUGUGUCUACCGAUAUUAACGGCGAUUCACGCAGCUGCGUGUUUGACGCUCUAGCUGGCAUCUCCCUCAACGAUAAAUUUGUCAAAUUAAUUGCCUGGUACGACAACGAAUAUGGAUAUUCGUGCAGGAUUAUCGAUUUGAUAAAUUACAUACACAGUCAAUAAAUAUACCGUUCGACGCAUGAUAAAUCAUAGGUUCGGUUUGUGUUUGGAUAAGUUUUCGAAUUCUGGAAACAGGCACCUCGUACUAUGCGCUGUAUCAAAUUCGAUCGGUAAUAAAGGAUUUUUUUGCUGUUAU
This is a messenger RNA of Cylas formicarius (sweet potato weevil), 1189 nucleotides long. Its product is annotated as glyceraldehyde-3-phosphate dehydrogenase-like. Gene Ontology annotation, biological process: glucose metabolic process. The record is from RefSeq and is a predicted model, not a curated record. Lineage: Eukaryota; Metazoa; Arthropoda; Insecta; Coleoptera; Brentidae. The transcript has a single exon. Gene Ontology annotation, molecular function: oxidoreductase activity, acting on the aldehyde or oxo group of donors, NAD or NADP as acceptor; NAD binding; NADP binding. The coding region runs from base 61 to 1056 and encodes 331 amino acids.